AUGUAUCAUAACCUAAAAUCGGAAUAUUGGUGGCCAGGCAUGAAGAGAGAAAUAGCAAAGUAUGUUUCAGCCUGUGUGACGUGCUCUCAAGUCAAAGCUGAUCAUCAAAAGCCCUAUGGAGAAUUGCAGCAACCUGAGAUACCUGAAUGGAAGUGGGAUAAGGUCACAAUGGAUUUUGUCACAAAACUACCGAGGACUUCUCGCGGUAACGAUAUGAUAUGGGUGAUCAUUGACCGGUUGACCAAAAGUGCUCACUUUUUGGCAACCAAGGAAAAGGAAAAGUUGGAGGAAUUAGCAAAGCUUAAUGUUAAUGAGGUGGUCACAAGGUGUCGUACGCCUACUUGUUGGCUUGAGCCCGGGGAAAAACAAUUCGCGAGUUCAGAGAUUGUUCAGAUUACAGAGGAUAAGGUGAAAAUAGCUAGAGAUCGCUUGCGAGUGGCUCGAGAAAGACAAAAGAAGUAUUCAGACAAGAAGCAUCGACCGAAGACCUUCGAGGUGGGAGAAAAAGUGAUGUUGAAAGUCUCACCUUGGAAAGGCAUCAUUCGAUUUGGGAAGCGAGGUAAGUUGGGACCUCGUUACAUUGGUCCACUUAUUGUGUCGGCGCGGAUCGGAGAGCAGGCUUACAAGUUGAAGCUACCACCGGAGCAGGAGGGAAUACAUGAUGUAUUCCAUGUUUGUUACCUCCGAAAAUGCUUAGCGGAAGAGCCGAGUAUCUUACCGUUGGACGAGCUGCGAGUGGAUGAGUCGAAGCGGUUAGUGGAGAAACCGGUGGCUAUUCUGGAGCGGGAGACUAAACAACUACGUAAGAAGAGGGUCAAGCUUGUUAAGGUUCAGUGGAAGAACAAACAUGGUGGUGAUAUGACUUGGGAAGUUGAAGAUGACAUGAGAGCGCGUUAUCCUUGUUUGUUCGUGCUGAUACCUGAUUCCGGGACGGAAUCCUCUUAA
Molecule: messenger RNA, 945 nt
Organism: Lactuca sativa (garden lettuce)
Lineage: Eukaryota; Viridiplantae; Streptophyta; Magnoliopsida; Asterales; Asteraceae
Molecular function (GO): nucleic acid binding
Source: RefSeq, a predicted model, not a curated record